AUGGCAUGGACUCGUCUUAUCCCUCGCGGCAUCACACCUUGCAGUAUGUAUGUUCAGAUGAGAAGCGAGUUUUCAGGUGCCCUGACGGCCGAAUACGCGGCCAGAGCUGUUGCAAGUGAGUACAACAAUCGUGUUGGUAAGCCUGCUGCCAUCAAACUGGAUCUGCUUUCGUCAGCAGAUUGGGACAAGCAGUGUCAGAGAGUAGCCGCCAACAACUUUCCCAGCCACUGUCGCUUCAAGGACAUUGCUCUUGCAUGCGCCUUUGUUGUGAUGGGAGACAUCAUGGAUCUUGUGCCGGAUGAAGCUCGGGAUAUCCUGGAGACGGACAGCGUUGAGGAAACCGUUGAGUUAGAUCGACGGCUCCUUUUGGAUGUGCUUGUGAAGAUCAAGCGCGCCAAGGUGGAAUCCCCAUGUUACGCGGAGACUGUGAGUGAUCCAGGGUCCGAGUUCAGAGACAGUGACGACCUAGAUCAUCCUGAAACGCCUUCGUCGUCGGGAAGCAGCAGCCGUAGCGACAGUGACAGUAGCUCCACCACCCCCGACAAGAGUAGCAGCGAUGGCGCAAGCGUGGCCAAGACAGUUUAUGAUGAUGUAGUGUGCCGUGCUCGUGCCGGGGAUGAUGACUUGUCUGACAUCGAGAUCCCACGCCUCGCAGCUGUAUUCGUGCCGUUCCUGUUCAACGCAGACCGCUCUUCUCUAUACACGAUUGGUGGCUGGCCUGCCGGCCGCACCUUUGUAGAUGGAGAGUAUCCGAAGUUUCGGGACCGAGCAGCCUGA
Messenger RNA from Symbiodinium sp. CCMP2592, 777 nucleotides. Lineage: Eukaryota; Dinophyceae; Suessiales; Symbiodiniaceae. The record is from the annotation of a GenBank genome assembly.